Pseudocercospora fijiensis CIRAD86 is the source of this 231-nucleotide messenger RNA. RefSeq lists its product as uncharacterized. Bases 1 to 231 code for a protein of 76 amino acids. NCBI's taxonomy places the organism in Eukaryota, Fungi, Ascomycota, Dothideomycetes, Mycosphaerellales, Mycosphaerellaceae. The transcript has 3 exons. The record is from RefSeq and is a predicted model, not a curated record.
AUGCUGCCUAAUGGAAUCGCAUCGGCUUUACUAUUGAGUCGGGGCUAUUUUGUCCUUCGCGGAGGCGUCUGGUUAGCUUACUCUGAGCAAUACAGAUAUAAUGUUUUCUAUCUUUCUGAACAAGCUGAAGGCUCUAGAAGUCUUAUCAGGACCUCAGAGACGCUGAACCUGUCCAGGUCCCCCGGAGGCCUACACGUGGAACGUUUCCCGUUUUGUGAAAGCUUUAAAUGA